Microthlaspi erraticum is the source of this 432-nucleotide messenger RNA. NCBI's taxonomy places the organism in Eukaryota, Viridiplantae, Streptophyta, Magnoliopsida, Brassicales, Brassicaceae. The record is from the annotation of a GenBank genome assembly.
AUGUAUCUCUUAGGUGGGCUUAUAAAGCUUGAGAUGGAGCAAGUAAGCGAAAUCUUGCGGAACAAUAGGAUGGAAGAUAUUAAUUGGCUUCUCUCUCUCUCUGAAUCUGAACUGGACUUUCUCACCAGCUUAAAGAAGCUAGCCAUUCAACGUGCUAACAUAAGUGGUCAUGAAGAACUAGCUGAGAUAUUCGAUCUUAAGAUGCUUCGAGCUCUUGGGCUUGUGCUAAUGGAGUAUGUGAGAGAAAGGGUACAAGAUGAUACUACCAUUGUUGCCUCAAGUCUUGUUAAUCAUCAGCAUAUGAUUUUGGAUAACUGCAAUAUCUUGAAACCUCACGUCGAUGAUUCUAUAGACAUUGAGAAAAUUCUUACUGAGAUGUGCAGCAACAAGUCAAGAAGGAAGUUUCAGCAACACGUCAACAAGUCAAUAUAA